Messenger RNA from Platichthys flesus (European flounder), 6325 nucleotides. It is a transcript of the gene col14a1a, whose product is annotated as collagen, type XIV, alpha 1a. The record is from RefSeq and is a predicted model, not a curated record. The coding region runs from base 1 to 5397 and encodes 1798 amino acids. The transcript is spliced from 48 exons. NCBI's taxonomy places the organism in Eukaryota, Metazoa, Chordata, Actinopteri, Pleuronectiformes, Pleuronectidae. Gene Ontology annotation, cellular component: interstitial matrix. Gene Ontology annotation, molecular function: protein binding.
AUGUGGGCAAGGUCUAGACUGCUGGUUGUGAGGAUGUUGUCAGCAGGGCGGAUCAGGUUGUGUUUGUGGUCUCCACUGGUGCUACUGGCCCUAGUUUCCAAUUUCCCCAGUCAGGCACAGGGUCAAGUUCCAGCCCCGAGGAGGCUGCGCUUCAAAGUGCUGAGCUCGAGCAAACUCCUUGUUUCAUGGAGGGAGCCCAAAGGAGACUUUGACAGCUAUCUGUUCCUCUACAGCAGUAUACCAGGUGGUCAGCAGAGGGAGAUCAUAGCGUCCAAGUCGGACACUAAGGUGUUGAUAACAGACUACAGCUCCUCCAGAGGCUACAGUGUGAGUGUGAUCGCUGUCAGAGGCAGUGAGCAGAGCACUCCUCUUCAGGGCAGACUUAAAGCUGCAGCCCAGGGAGGUGAGAGUGACGGCGGAGACGGGACUGAGCCGCAGAGGCUGACUGAAACACUCACUCCUCCAGAUAAUGCCAACGAGAUCUCGGGAGCUGAUCAGUUUGUGUGCCACACCGAAGCCAUCGCAGACAUCGUGAUCCUGGUGGACGGCUCCUGGAGUAUCGGUCGGAUCAACUUCCGGCUCGUCCGCAUGUUCCUGGAAAACCUGGUCAACGCCUUCGAUGUCGGCUUCGAUAAGACAAGGAUAGGUCUGGCUCAGUACAGCGGGGACCCGAGGAUAGAGUGGCAUCUAAAUGCUUUCUCCAAUAAAGAGACCGUCAUCGACGCCGUCAAGAAUCUGCCCUACAAAGGAGGAAACACGCUCACAGGCCUUGCGUUGAACUAUAUCAUGGAGAACUGCUUCAAGCCUGAGUCUGGCUCACGGCUUGGCGUGCCCAAGAUUGGCAUCCUCAUCACGGACGGGAAGUCCCAGGAUGACGUGAUACCACCUGCAGAGAGCCUGCGCAACUCUGGGAUUGAGCUAUUUGCUAUCGGUGUGAAGAACGCCGAUGAGAAUGAGUUGCGCUCCAUCGCCUCAGAGCCAGAAGACACUCACGUCUACAACGUGGCUGACUUCAACAUCAUGAGCUCCAUCGUCGAGGGUCUGACCAGGACCGUGUGUGAUCAAGUGGAGCAGCAGGAUAAAGACAUCAAGGAGAGUAAGGAAACAAUGACAGACAAGACGAUCGGUGCGCCACUCGAUCUGGUGACAUCCGAGGUCGCGGCGCGGAGCUUCAGGGUGUCAUGGAGUCACGCCCCUGGAGAUGUAGAGAAAUACAGAGUGGUUUAUUAUCCCGCUCAGGGAGGAGAACCACAGGAGGCUGUGGUGGACGGCACUGAGACCUCGGUGGUGUUACAGCAUCUCAGCUCUCUCACCGAGUACCAGCUGGCUGUGUUUGCUGUGUAUGCAAACGAGGGGAGUGAAGCUCUGAGGGGAUCAGAAACAACUCUGGCUCUACCCAGAGUGACUGGCGUGCAGCUGUUUGACGUGACUCACAGCACCAUGAAAGCAAGAUGGGACAGCGUAGACGGGGCCUCCGGCUACAUGGUGCUGUAUGGACCUCUCAUAGAAAAUGGAGAGUUGGACGAGAAGGAGGUGAAGGUGUCGGAGGCAGUGACAGAGCUGGAGCUGGAUGGGUUGAACUCUCACACUGAAUACACCGUCACUGUUUACGCCAUGUAUGGAGAGGAAGCCAGUGACCCUGUAACAAACCAGGAAAGUACAUUGCCUCUGAGUUCUCCCAGUAACCUACAGUUCUCUGAUGUCAGCCAUAACUCCGCCCACAUCAGCUGGGACCCUGCUCCCCAAGGGGUCAAAGGUUACCACAUCAUGUGGAACAAGACAGGCAAUCUAGUCAAGGUGAGUGUGGAGGUCGGCCCAGUGAGCUCUUACGACCUCAGUGAGCUGACGUCUCUGAUGGAGUACACAGUAGCCAUUUCUGCUUUGUACGACAACGGCCAAUCAGAGCCGCUCACUGACUCAUUCACGACCACUCCAGUUCCCGGUCCUCUGAACCUGCGCUCCAGUGACAUCAGCACAGACAGCUUCCAGGUCAGCUGGGAUCACUCAGCCAAUGACAUCGUCCUUUACAGACUCUCGUGGGCACCGUUCACGGGUGGCGACACUAAAGAGGUGAUCUUGAGUGGAAGUGAUAACAGAUACCUGCUGGCCAGCCUGAGUCCGUCCACUGAGUACGAAGUCAUGCUGACGGCCGUGUUCAGUGAUGAAUCAGAGAGCGACACAGUCUCCGUCAUAGAGACCACAUUGACCAGGACGACAACAGUUGCUGCCACAACCGCAGUGCCACGUCAGGCUGUGAGAAACCUGCAGCUGAGUGACGAGACCCCCCAGAGUUUAGAUGCAUCAUGGGAGAUGGAGGACCCCCACGUGGAGAACUACAGGGUCUCCUAUGCUGGCCUCAGCGGCAACCACCAAGAGGAGUCGGUGUUAGUUCCUGGAGGAGAGAGAAGAGCUGUGCUGGAGCCGUUACUGUCAGACACCCAGUACAAAGUGACGAUCACGCCAGUGUACAGGGACGGACAAGAUGGCAUUAGCGUCUCUGCCAUGGGAUCCACACUUCCCCUUUUGUCCCCUGGAAACCUCCGUGUGUCAGAGGAGUGGUACAACCGCUUCCGGGUCACCUGGGAUCCACCGCAGACUCCUACACUGGGUUACAGGAUUGUCUACCAGCCCAUUUAUGAUCCAGGACCAGUUCUGGAGACAACAGUGGGUGAAGAUAUGAACUCCAUGAUGCUUCUGAAUCUCUUAAGUGGGACAGAAUACAGUGUUCAAGUGACGGCCUCCUACCCUUCAGGACAGAGCGAACCGCAGCUAGUGAACACCAAAACACUGUUCCUCGGCGUCUCUGGCUUGUCAACCUACCAGGUGCGUUCCAGCAGCAUGUGUGUCCAAUGGCAGCCUCUUCUACGGGCCACAUUAUACAGAGUCUCCAUCCAGUCCACGCUCAAUGGCCAAAGGCAGGAAGUGAGCCUGGGGGGUGGUGCUUCCCGACAGUGCUUCUAUGACCUCACUCCGAGCAGCCAAUACCAGAUCAGCGUUCACACGCAGAUUCAAGAAAUGGAGGGACCGUCGGUCUCCAUCACUGACAUGACGUUGCCAGCGCCCACUCUGGCUCCGACUGAACCACCGACCACAGAGCCCGCUCCCACCAUCCCGCCUGCUAAGGAGGUGUGCAAGGAGGCCAAGGCUGACCUGGCGUUCCUGGUGGACGGCUCCUGGUCCAUCGGAGACGACAACUUCCUGAAGAUCACGCGUUUCCUGUACAGCACCAUGGGAUCGCUGGAUCUGGUGGGACCGGAUGGCACCCAGGUGGCCAUCGUGCAGUUCAGUGACGAUGCCCGGACGGAAUUCCAGCUGAGUUCCCAUAGCAACAAGGAAGCACUGCUGGAAGCUAUUCAGAACAUCAGAUACAAAGGAGGAAACACCAAGACAGGUCGAGCCAUCAAACAUGUGAAAGAGUCCAUUUUCACUUCAGAGAGCGGAGCCAGACGGGGCGUUCCCAAAGUCCUCGUUGUCCUCACUGAUGGGCGAUCGCAGGACGAUGUCAACAAAGUGUCCAAGGAGAUGCAGAUGGAGGGCUAUAUCAUCUUUGCCAUUGGCUUUGCGGACGCGGACUACGGAGAGCUGGUGAACAUUGCCAGCAAGCCCAGCGACAGACACGUCUUUUUCGUGGACGAUUUGGAUGCUGUGAAGAAAAUAGAGGAACAGCUCAUUACCUUUGUCUGCGAGGCUGCCACUGCCACUUGUCCGACUGUUUUGAUGAGUGGAAACACAAUGGCAGGUUUCCGUAUGAUGGAGAAGUUUGGCCUGGUGGAGAAGGAGUACAGCAUCAUACCUGGUGUUUCUCUGGAGCCGGGUUCAUUCAACAGCUUCCCCUGUUACAGGUUACACCGUGACGCUCUGGUGUCCCAGCCCACCAAGUACCUUCACCCUGAGGGUCUCCCCUCUGACUACACCAUUUCAAUGAUGAUCCGUCUACUUCCGGAGACCCCAGAAGAGCCCUUUGCAUUGUGGGAAAUCCUCAACAAAGACCACAAGCCAUUAGUGGGACUAAUCCUGGACAACUCUGGAAAGACCUUGACGUUCUUCAACUACGAUUAUAAAGGAGACUUCCAGACGGUUACUUUUGAAGAAUCAGAAAUCAAAAAGAUCUUCCAUGGUAGCUUCCACAAGCUCCAUGUGACCAUCAGUAAGACAUCGGUGAAGGUGGUGUUGGAUUGUUCUGCGGUGGGGGAGAAAUCCAUCACCGCGGCCGGUAACAUCACCACAGAUGGGGUGGAGAUCCUGGGAAGGAUGUUCCGGUCCAGAGGAAUAGAGAACAACUCUGCUCCAUUCCAGCUCCAGAUGUUCGACAUCAUCUGCAGUACAUCCUGGGCCAGCAGAGAUAAGUGUUGUGAGCUGCCAGCAUUAAGAGUUGAGGAGCAGUGCCCUUCCAUGCCUCACGCUUGCACCUGCUCCCAGGACAGUAAAGGACCCCCAGGACCCUCUGGACCUCCUGGAGGUCCAGGUAUAAGGGGAGCCAGAGGAGACAGAGGAGAGCCAGGAAUAACGGGACCUCAUGGCUCAGUAGGAGCGAUUGGCACUUCUGGACCCCCAGGGCCGCCUGGCCCUCAGGGGCCCAGUGGACUCUCCAUCCAGGGGCCCCCGGGGGCUGCAGGAACGAAGGGAGAGAGAGGAGAGAACGGUCCAGCCGGACAAAUGGGUGUCCCUGGAGGCCAAGGCUCAACUGGUAGAGACGGACCCCCAGGACCAAGGGGUCUUCCAGGAAAUAUUGGAACACAAGGACGACAAGGACCUUCUGGACCCGUUGGAGCCCCGGGUGCACCUGGGCCUCCAGGAUCAGCUGGAUCAGCCGGGUCCCAAGGAGAGCAAGGGGUUCCUGGACCUGCUGGUACCAAAGGCGAUAAGGGAGAAAGAGGAGAUGUGCAAUCCCAGGCUGCUGUCCGCGCCAUCGCACGACAAGUGUGUGAACAGCUCAUCCAGAGCCAUUUGUCUCGCUAUAACUCCGUACUGAACCAGAUCCCCGCCCAGUCGGCGGUCUCCAUCCGAACAGUUCCAGGACCACCAGGGGAGCAGGGUAGGAGAGGCACCCCGGGACCCCAGGGAGAGCAAGGAUCGCCAGGCAGACCAGGCUUCCCUGGGUCCAAUGGUCAGAGUGGACGAGCAGGAGAGAGAGGUCUGUCAGGAGAGAAGGGGGAGAGGGGGAGUCCAGGUGUUGGGAGUCAGGGACCUCGAGGACCACCCGGACCUCCAGGCCUGCCGGGUGAAGGACGCACAGGCAGCCAGGGUCCGCCCGGACGGCCCGGCAACCCUGGGACGAAUGGGAGGCCGGGGAAUCCUGGUGGCACCGGACCAGCCGGGUCGCCAGGAUACUGUGACCAGAACUCUUGUCUGGGAUACAACGUUGGAGUUCAACAGGACUAUGGGAAUGAUUACUGAGGAGCAUUCUCCAACAAUUCUCCAACCUCCUUCCUCCUCCUCCUCCUCUGCUCAUCUCCUUCCCUCCCUCACUCUGUGGCCUGUGCAUCAUAUUGAAAAAUGACAAAUUCAAUGAUUCUCUCAAGAUGUCUUGGGAUAGAUAAUUACUCCUGGCCCCAGUGUUUACCCUCUAAUCCCUGCAGCAGUGGGUUUUUCUCAUUUUCACCCAUUACUUUUACAUAUACUUUUUUGCAGGAGUAGUGAAAUCAUCAGGAAUUGUUUAGGGCAGCGAAUGACAGUUUAUUCCUUCUUAAUAGAGAAAGUAUUGUUUAGCAACUGUUACACCAAGCUUGGUUCACAUGCAAGUUUUCAGACAAAUACAUUUUCUUUUAAGCCCAUCUAUUAAAAUAUGAUAGAUUUCCACCAUCAGCUGAAUUUCUUGAUGGAACCGUUAAGCUGCUUGUUUCAUCCUCAUGAGACAAAAAUAGAUGAGCUUACUUCCCAAACAAUCCACUGCUGUGAGGACGAGCACCACCGGAGAUCUGUCAACAAAUACUCGUGCACACAAUGCUUUGCUGCCUCCUCUUCACCCCCGCUUCAAGCUCAAAUCUCCUCAAAGCUAAUCUCAGCUAAAUACUGAUGAAUUGCUUUGAUGCUGGUCGGCUGCAUCCAUCACUAACCAACCUCUUCUAUCUGUGCAUCUCUUAUACUGGAAGCUGGAAAUCUAAAUUUUAGCCCUAACCCAACUCAGAUGGGAUGUUUUCAUUUGUGGGAAAUGAUCACAUCUGGACACUAUGUGAUGAACACAUAAUGUUCCUCUGAUUUCAUUAACCGACUUCCUUACUAAGCCGAUCUUUUGGACGUUAUCUUAGCGUCCCGAGGUCAAUGAUACAAGAUCAUAAUCCUUAGCAGCUUAAAAUAGUUAAAACCUGCUGUGUAGUUCAAUUUU